Cryptomeria japonica (Japanese cedar) is the source of this 1978-nucleotide messenger RNA. Its product is annotated as 2-isopropylmalate synthase B. Bases 105 to 1676 code for a protein of 523 amino acids. Gene Ontology annotation, cellular component: chloroplast. Gene Ontology annotation, biological process: L-leucine biosynthetic process. The transcript has 9 exons. NCBI's taxonomy places the organism in Eukaryota, Viridiplantae, Streptophyta, Pinopsida, Cupressales, Cupressaceae. Gene Ontology annotation, molecular function: 2-isopropylmalate synthase activity. The record is from RefSeq and is a predicted model, not a curated record.
AAAAAACGUACCAUAUCUGCAAAAUUGCACGACACAAAGACGACCAGGUAUUUCCCAACUUCGUUCGAUGAGAUGACAAACUUUUCCUUCCAGAACUCUCGCAAAUGUCGCAACUACAGCUGGCUGGGAAACUGCAGGCCUUUCAGCAAAGUGGCCACCGCUGGAUCGCGCGUUCGAAGACGAAGAAGAAGAGAGGCCAUUGUUGCGUAACCGCUACCGCUGGGCACGUGCGCAUUUUGGACACGACGUUGCGCGACGGCGAGCAGUCACCGGGCGCUGCCAUGACAACAAACCAGAAGCUCCAAAUCGCACGGCAGCUGCGUUUGGUGGGAGUGGAUGUUAUCGACGCAGGCUAUCCAUUCGCGUCUCCCGCCGAUAUGGAAGCCGUGAAGAUGAUUGCUCGGGAAGUGGGCAACGUCGAUGACGGGCACGUGCCGGUCAUCGCUGCGCUGGCGCGAUGUAACAAGGCGGACAUUGAUGCCGCCUGGGAAGCACUUCGCCAUGCUCGGCGGCCAAUGAUCAUUCCAUUCAUCUCUACCAGCGACAUUCAUUUGAAGCACAAGCUUAAUAUGUCCAGAGACCAGGCGCUGCGUCUUGCCUCCGAUAUGGUAGCCUAUGCUCGUAGCCUCGGAUGCCUACAGAUCGAGUUCGCUGCAGAGGAUGCCUCCAGGACUGAUCCAGAAUUUUUGUACAAGAUACUGGGAGAGGUGAUCAAGGCAGGAGCCACCACUGUUGGCAUUGGGGAUACAGUGGGAUACCUAUUUCCUUCCGAAUGCUACGAAUUGAUUGCAGGCAUCAAAGCCAAUACUCCAGGCAUAGAGAAUGCCAUUAUUUCAAUUCAUUGCCACAAUGACCUUGGUCUUGCAACUGCCAAUACCUUGGCUGGUGCACUUGCGGGAGCAGGUCAGUUAGAGGUGACUGUUAAUGGCAUUGGGGAAAGAGCUGGAAAUGCUUCGUUAGAAGAGGUGGUCAUGGCAAUAAAAUGUCAUGGAAAGGAAAAAUUAGGGGGUAUUUACACUGGAAUCAAUACAAAACAUGUUGUUAUGGCAAGUAAAAUGGUAUCAGAUUAUACUGGAAUUUAUAUACAAUCACAUAAGGCCAUCGUUGGAGCUAAUACUCUGAUAGACAAUGGGGUUAUUCAUCAAUUGCAUUUUGAUAAAGACCAGAAGGAAUUGGCAUUGGAUGAAGGUCUCCGACAGAAGGAAUUGGCAUUGGAUGAAGGUCUCCGACCUAGAGUUAAUUGGUCAUUUGUUGAUUUACAGGUUACUUGUGGAACAUUGGGCCUUUCCACAGCAUCUAUAAAAUUAAUAGGUCCAGAUGGGAAAGAACACUGUGCAUGUGGUAGUGGAGCUGGACCGAUAGGUGCUGCGUACAGGGCAAUUGAUAACAUUGUUAAGGUACCAAUGACCCUUUUAGAGUAUUCAAUAAGAUCUACUGGAAAAGGUGUUGAUGCAAGUGCAUGUACAAAAGUCCUAAUUCGAGGGGAGAAAGGGCACUCUUCAACACAUGCAUUGACUGAGGCAACUAGUCAUAGAACCUUCAGUGGAACAGGCACUGGAUCAGAUGUAGUUAUCUCUAGUGUGAAUGCAUAUCUACGCGCUUUGAACAAAAUGCAAGGAUUUCAAGCUGAAAUGACAAGAAAAAAGCAAAGAAAUUUGCUUCAUGUCCCUACGUGAGAUACAAGUUUUGUCUUGUUGACCAGAGUUUCCAUUUCAACUUCUAAAUGUACCUAAUUUCCACCUUUUAUUGAUCCUCAAUACGUAGUUUUCAUUUGGAGCAGAGCAAAUGAUACGAAUGUAACUAUUUCUAAAUGCAUUGCUUUCUUAAAUAAAUGCAACGAAGUUAUGGUUUCUUGUAAACUAAGAAAAACAAUAAAUCUAGCUUAUAUAUUUAUUCUUUGAAACAUAGGGAAAGAGGAUAAAUUUUGACAUUAUACAAUCACUUAUUAGAUCAUGAUCAUAUGUUUUUCACAACUGAG